AUGAAACGGCGUCGCGAACACGACGGUGAGCCGGGCCUCCACGAAUCCCCUUUGGAUUUGAUCCAUCCGUCCGGUUUUCGCAUCGUCUGGCGCAAUGGCCGUUGCCAGAGUCUGAAGCGGAUCGACCUUCCGAGCCACGUCGUCUCUGUGAUCCUGGCG
Messenger RNA from Amoebophrya sp. A120, 159 nucleotides. The record is from the annotation of a GenBank genome assembly. Lineage: Eukaryota; Dinophyceae; Syndiniales; Amoebophryaceae.